GCUUCAAUGCAAAGGAGUACCUCAAUCAAUGACGAAGGCAUAUAAAGCAGAUAACCUGUGACCUGAAUCUGUUUGCUCAGGCUAGUGGAAAAACCUUAUGAUUUAGUCAUUCCAAUCUAGAACGUACAGAAGAUCGUUUCACAUAUUUCGUUCAUUGUAGGCGUGUGCUUAGUUGACAAUUUAUCGAAAAUGUCAACCAUACAAAGAGAAACCGUGUUAAUGGUACUGCUUUUAUGCGGAUCCGCACUUGGGCGACCUGGAAAAUUACAAGAACAAAGAUAUGAAUUCCAGAAUUUUCAAGAUAUUGCUUCUGGACCGUCAGCUAUUCCCGUUAUGGGGGUACAAGUGGCUCCGAUUCGAAAUGAUGCAGUUCCCUGGUCCAUCCAGCAUCGGAAUGAAGUGAAUGCAUUUGCUGAAAUGUUUCGACAAAAUUAUAACCAGAUGGUCCAUCAGCACAACUCGUUCAUGGAGACUUUACUAAGACCAGUGACAUAUCAGUUUUAUCAACUGCCGAACGGUUAUACCUGGAACGAAUACUUUGGCAAUCAACUGGAACACGUUCACCAGCAGACUGAACAAAUGUCUCGCCAGUUAAUUGAAAAUCUAGAACAGGGAAAAGUUACACAACAGGUCGUCAUGCAACCGGAUUUUUUUAUUCAGCAAGCGGCUAGUGAGCUUGAUAAAGCUCAUUUGCAAGAUGAUCUUGCAUCACAACAAAGUCUUGUACAGAACAGUGCACAUGACAAUGGACAACAUGAAAACAUGUUCUUUUUGGACACAAAGCAAUUCGAUCACAACGAACAACAACAUCAAUAUCAAUUAACUAUUCCAGUGGAUCUGCACGAGCCUCACUAUCAAUCAUCUUUCAUUGAAGAUCAACAACAUCAUGAAGUUAUUGAAAUGGAGGAUCAAAAUUCACAUAAUCAAUAUGUACCGUACAUCCAAUCCCUUCCUCCGGUAAAAUUCAACAACGACAAAGUAGAAAAAGCAGGUCGAGAUUUGGACAUUCGCUCGUCUGCACAAUUUGAAAGCAGACCGAUAUCAACCACACCUGAAAUAACUGAAUCGCAUGGAGAUAACUACUACGGGAGCACGUAUGAUCAGCAACCGAUCUACGAUUUGCAAUUUGUAGAGAAUACAACUACAACAUCUUCGAAGGUAAACAAUGCAAUCGCACUAGUUAGGAAGAGGAUUUCCAACCCACAACGGAACUCAGAAUCAAACUCAACUUUAACUUUUCUUGACACUUCAAAUUUAAUCGCCACCACAACCGAAUCAGUCACCGCCAGCAACGUUAUGUCUAUGUUACCGCAUAAAGUCCCGUCUUACAAUUAUAGUGAUAUAUAUGAGAAGGUGCGAAAUGAAUUAGAGAAAAACCUCAAACAACACACUGAAACCACAAACGAGGAGACUCAUUUCAUGGGAAUGACCAGUAACACGGAACACGAGAAAUUAUCUUACGACAUAGUGACCAACGAAACGACUCCUAUGGAAAAUCGCGGCGAUCAACCGUCUGUAAACGAUGAUGACUACAUUACGGAUGAGAUAAUUCAAUCUGAACCUGGCAUAGGUAGCUAUCCGGUAAAUACUGAACCAGCUUUAGCCGUAGUUGCAUCCACUCAAAAUACAGAAAAUCUCUUCGAACAAACUAAGCAAAACGUCCGUAGCCCGCAUUCAAAUUUGUUCAUUCCUCAUGAAACAAACUCACUGUAUAUUUCAACAACGGAACCGUCGUACAAAAAAACAGGUGAAAUGAAUCUGUAUUACGAUGCUCCUCUGGCACCACUACCAACGACCACAUUCAGAUCCAAUCCGUACUAUUCUGCAAAAUUGGCCGAAUUUCCUACACCAGAGCGCCCCUUAGAGGUUCAGCAAAUACAGGUACAUAGACAAGCAACCGAGUUAGAUGCCAUGGUUCAGGAAACCGAAGCUUUAGAACCCAACCAUGCCCCAUAUGUAGAAGCGAAUACCCUGCAAGAUCUAAACAUACAAGACAACGUUGGAGAACAUGAAACGCAAUCAAUAGUGAGCAAUGUUGAUUAUCAACAGUAUGAAGAUGUUCAGCACUUCCAAGACGUACAGCAAAGUUUGUUGCAGUUAGGGCAAGAGACGUUCCCACAACAAUUACAAGAAGCAAGUAGUUUCAGGCAGACACCACCGGAGCAGCAAUACCGUAAUCCUGAUGUGGCAGUAAAAGGAGGUGAGGAGGGAGUAUUUGAACCUGUGGUGGAACUGACGACAUCACUUCCAGUAAGCACCGAAAAGAAGCAAAAAAACUGGUUCCAACGACAAUGGUCAAAAUUCACUAUAUAAUUUUGUUCAAAGCUUUAGAUUUACGACACUAUAAGCAUAAUACAGUUAUAAUUUCCAUUUAAUUGAUAUCAGAGACAAAGUAUGCUAAAUACCAGAGACAAAGAAUUCUAAAAUAUCUAUUAGAAAAGUUUUUUGUGUAGCAACUGGAGAUCAAUAAAAUUGUAUAUAUUUUUGAUUAA
Topomyia yanbarensis is the source of this 2492-nucleotide messenger RNA. RefSeq lists its product as uncharacterized. NCBI's taxonomy places the organism in Eukaryota, Metazoa, Arthropoda, Insecta, Diptera, Culicidae. The record is from RefSeq and is a predicted model, not a curated record. The coding region runs from base 190 to 2313 and encodes 707 amino acids. The transcript has 6 exons.